UAGAAAAUUUAUUAAAAAUUUUAAGUUUAACUGCAUUAUCAAGCAAUGUUUAAUAAAUUUUUUGUGAAAUAAAUAUAAUUAACAGUUAAACACGUCUAUUUAAAAAGUUAUGCGUGAUUAUAGUCUAAAAUGUUGCCCUCAAGCCCAUAUUUAUCCUAUGCCCCAUGACAAUUGUAUACGCAGAGAAAUUGAAAGCGAUUAUACAAAAUUAUGUCAACUUAAUAAUAAGACGAAAUCGUGUAAGACAAAUUUGUGCUGGUUGUCUGAACCUAAAGAAAUUGAACCAAUUUUUCAUGAGAAAUGUAUACCUUUAAAUCAUAUAAAAGUAAAAUUAAAAAGUGUAGAUAAAAAUGAUAGUGUACUUAGGAAUCGAAAGGAUGACAAAAAGCUUGCGAAAUUGAAAAGAAUCGAGUCAGAUAAAAACAUAAACAAAUCUCAAAAUAAACAGAAAAGAAACCCUUGUAAACCCAAAUGUUUGAAAAAGAAAUGUAAAAAGGAAACUUUACAAAAACCCGCUAAACCCCAAUCUGAAGUUUCUAAACUAAAAAGCUUAAUAAAAGAGUCACAUGAGCAUAAAAUUCAAAAUCGUUUAAAGCUCUUAAGUAAACCUAAAAAAUAUCCAGAAUAUAAACCAAAAACUUGGAUACUAACGAGGGCAUUAAAAUAUUAUAAACCCACUAGACGACUAUGCGAAUUAGCUAAACCGAAAAUUUAUUAUAACGACAACUAUAAAGAUCCAUUUAAAGUGCCGGAAAAUGCUUUAAACUAUCGGGCCACAUUAAGAAUUCAAGAACUUGCCAAGCCUAAUAUUAAGAAACAUAAGAUUUUAGAGGAGAUCAAAAAGAAAAAUCCUUUUAAAAUAAAACCAAAAGCUUUAAGGGCUAUAGCUACUGAACGCAUUAAAGAAUUGGCUACUCCUAAGGAUUACUAUGAUAUACAUAUAAAAACAAAUCCUUAUAAAGUUUCAAGAUUAGCUUUAAAAGCUAAAGCUUCGGCACGUGUUAAACAAUUGGCGCAACCAAAAACUAGUGUUAAGUAACCGAAACCAUACAAAGUUAGAAUCUUUGUUAAAUUCUGUAAUUUUAUAAAAUUUUUGUUAAUUUCUCUAUUUUUGGAGUAUUUUUCCAAAAAUUUUAUAAUUUUAAAGAAUUUUUUUUACAAUUUUGGAAUUAUUUCUUAAAUUCUUAAUGUGUACAAGCAUGCUGGUGAAAGCACAGAAAAAGCAGAAUUACGGAGCUUCGAAUCGAAAUGCUGAAUACAAAAGUUCAGCUACACAAAAAUCGAAAAUUGGUAUUCCAAAAAACAGAAUCGCUAGAAAAAGAAGAGGCAUUUUAUUAAUGCUUUAUGGUUGUGUACAAGCAUGCUGGAGCAAGGUCAUUCAAUUGUACCAGCAUGCUGAUGUUUUGUAUGGGCCUUUUAAAUGACGGAUCUUCGAAUCGAAAUGCUGAAAACCAAAGUUCAGUUGUGCAAAGAUCGAAAAUUGGUAUUCCAACAGAAAAACCAGAAUUACAAGAAAAAGAAGAAGGAUUUUGAAUGCAAUGUAUAAGGAUUGUGUACAAGCAUGCUGUUAAAAGCGUCAGCAUGCUGAUGUUGCGUAUGAGCCAUUUUAGUCACUGAACUUCGAACCGAAAUGCAAAGUUGCCAAACAAAGAAAAUGAAAUGCAGACUAGGGGUAAUGGAAUUUUUCGUAAAUUGUCUAAAAGCUUAUAUGUUGCUCAAGUUUUAAAGAUGUUUUAAUACAAUUCUCUAAAAAUUUUAUAUUUUUAAAGAAUUUUUGAAAUUUUUACCCAUAUAUUUCAUAAAUUCUUUAUAAAGAAUUUUUGGUAAACUAUCAUAUCCUAGAAAAUUCUUGAUAAUUUUUAGAGAAUUUCCAAAUUUUGUAGUUUUUUGUGUUUACUCAAAAACUAAUUCCACUAACAAUAAAACAAUUUUAACAUUUCUUUCAACAAUUGUUGUUAUACCUUUUUUUAUUAUUGUUUGUUGUUAUAACAUUUUAGUUGUUUUACGUUUAUUAUAGUGUUUGCAUGCAAUUUGAGACAAUUGAUUAUAUGUAUGAUAACUACAGUACGUUAUAAAUAAUAUAAAUAAAUUUAGCAUAACGCACUUUUUACAAAUUGUUUAUAAUUUUUAACAAAUAAAUAAAAAUCGCACAACUACCAUAAUAA
Messenger RNA from Lucilia cuprina (Australian sheep blowfly), 2165 nucleotides. RefSeq lists its product as uncharacterized. The record is from RefSeq and is a predicted model, not a curated record. NCBI's taxonomy places the organism in Eukaryota, Metazoa, Arthropoda, Insecta, Diptera, Calliphoridae. The coding region runs from base 110 to 1039 and encodes 309 amino acids. The transcript is spliced from 4 exons.